AUGGCCUUGACUGAUUUGCCAGCUGAUGCGGUCGCUCAAGAUGCGUCACUCGCGUCUCGUCGCCUCGCAACAUUGUCUAACGCAGACCGCAGUAACGCCUUGACGGUUCUUCACGAAGCUCUAGCAAACAAGGAAAACCGACAAUUUAUUCUGGAGGCCAAUGCUAGAGACAGGGAAAUUGCCGCCCAAGGUGCAGCUGCGGGAAGUGGUCUGAGCGACAGUGUGAUCAAAAGACUGGAUCUCUCGCAUGGUGAAAAAUAUAAUGACAUGCUCCGUGGAAUCCUAAGCGUGCGAGAUCUAGAUGACCCAAUUGGAAAAGUGUCCCUACGAACCCUCCUUGACGAUGGCCUGACACUCGAAAGAGUCAGUUGCCCAAUCGGCGUCCUUUUGAUCAUUUUCGAGGCCCGACCAGAAGUGAUCGCAAACAUUGCCGCGCUGGCUAUCAAGUCCGGCAAUGCUGCUAUUCUGAAAGGUGGGAAGGAGUCUACGGAAUCCUUUAAGGCCAUUGCAACUAUUGUCUCUGCUGCAAUCAGGGAUACCAAGGUGGUACCGGAAUCUUCAAUUCAGCUAGUCCAGACACGCGAUGCCGUUUCUGCUCUGCUAGCUCAGGAUAAAUUGAUCGACUUGGUCAUUCCUCGGGGCUCUAACGAGCUCGUGCGGUUUGUUAAGGAGAACACGAAGAUUCCUGUGCUGGGACAUGCCGAUGGCUUGUGCUCAGCCUAUAUUCAUGCCGACGCCGACGUCGAAACGGCCGUGAAGGUCAUCGUGGACUCGAAAACGGACUACCCCGCGGCAUGCAACUCGUUGGAGUCUUUGCUUGUCCACGCGGAUACUCUCGACUCGAUCUUCCCGAAUGUGGCGGCGGCUUUGUUAGCGAAAGGUGUCACGUUGCGAUGUGAUGACAUCUCAAAGAAUGCCUUGACCGAAUUUUUGCCGAAGCCCAUGCUUGACGAGACGUCGUCUCUCAUAAAAACGGCCAUCGCUUCCGACUAUGAAACAGAAUUUUUGGGACUGGAGUUGGCAGUCAAAACAAUCCCUGCCUGCAAUUCCCAGACCGCAGCCCUGCAGAUUGCCAUGGACCACAUCAAUCUGCAUUCAUCAAAGCACACGGACAUCAUUCUGACUCAGUCGGAGGAAGCAGCGAAUAUCUUCACUAGUGGUAUCGACAGUGCGGGCGUUUUUUGGAACGCAUCAACGAGGUUCGCCGAUGGUAUGCGUUUUGGGUUUGGCACCGAGGUUGGCAUCAGCACAAACAAGAUCCAUUCGCGUGGACCCGUCGGACUGGAGGGACUGACGAUCUAUAAAUACCUGAUCCGGGGAAAUGGGCAUCGCGCAGCGGACUACGGAAAAGGCGGACGCGCCUACCUCCAUACAAACCUCCCCACGAGCGUCUAA
This is a messenger RNA of Penicillium olsonii, 1395 nucleotides long. Lineage: Eukaryota; Fungi; Ascomycota; Eurotiomycetes; Eurotiales; Aspergillaceae. The record is from the annotation of a GenBank genome assembly.